CAGGAGACCGACUUCUAGGCUUGAGACCUCGUUGGCUGAGGAGUACAUAUUCCAGCUUCCCGAGGUGGACUCUUUUUCUCACCUUCAUUGAUUUUGCUGAAACAAGCUUCUAGCUUGCUCUAUCACGACGUCGUUCUCCUGGCGACCUUAGCUCGCGUAAAACCAGCUUUCUCCGUAUUGCACCUGGAGUUUAUGAUAGGCACCGCGUAGUGGCUGUCUCCUAGAGUCUUGCUUUCCGAAGAGUUGCUUCGCAAUGGCGCCGACAGCAGAAAAUGGCGUCAUAUCGCCGCUUUUCACGCUGGAAGAGGACCCUGAAGCUCUAGUGUUUGCUCACCAAGAGAAAAACCGCAAACUCUCCCCUCCCAUUUCAGCCUGCUUCUUUGAUCUGGAUGACACCUUGUACCCUAGAAGUUCUGGUCUCGCCUCGGCCUGCGUGAAGAACAUUGAAGACUACAUGGUGCAACGCCUGGGCUUCCCAGCAGACACGGCAGGCGAGGAGGCCAUCAGGCUGUACACGGAGCACGGCACCACCAUGGCUGGACUCCGGGCGGAGGGCUACGCCUUUGAUUUUGACGACUGGCAUGCCUUCGUCCACGGCCGCCUGCCGUACCACCUGCUAAAGCCAGACCCGGCAUUGAGAGAGCUGCUGGAGUCGCUUCCCCACCGCAAGAUUGUGUUCACUAACGCAGAUCGCGCCCACGCCAGUCGCUGCCUGCGCGUGCUCGGCCUGGAGGGCUGCUUCGAUGUGGUCAUUGCCUUGGAGGACAUCAUGGAUCAGCGGCCCUCUCGACCCUUCUCCCACCGAAAUGUCUUCUUCGCCCCUUCUACGAGCACUUCUGCCCCUGACAGCACACCCGCAUCUGAAACUAUGCAGGUCUCUGUCUCUGUAUCUGCCUACCGCGUGAACCCACCAUCCUGCCUGCCUCCCAUUCCCUCCUCCUCCUCCACUGCUUCCCUUCCCUCAUCUGCCCUCCCAAGCAAUCGCAACAGCAGCAGCAGCUCUCCAGAGCACCCGGCUCACAGCAGUAGCCAGGAUCAGCAGGUGCAGGAGGACCAGGCGCAUCAGCCACACAGGAAUCAGCAGCAGGAAACAAGGCAGUCCAUGCUUGAGCAGAUGAGCCUUCCCCGGGUACCACCUUUCCAGUGCGCCAGCCGUCGCUGCAUCAGUGUGGAUGGGCUCCUGGAGCAUGCUGCUGCACACCCGCUUUCAGCAGAUCCUGCUGCUGCUACUUCUGCUGGUGCGAUCGGUUGUUGUGAUGCUUGUGGAAUGCGGAGAGCAACAGUGCCGGCAGCAGGGGCAGCGCCAGGUGCAGCAGACGGGAAAGCAGCGCCAGCUCCUCACACACCACAGGAGAAUGCACGGGACUGUGCAGGGAGCUCCCUGGCAUCUGCUGCGUCAUCGUGGCUCAGUCCCGCUGGUGCACUCAUCUGCUGCAAGCCCCAGGCAGAGGCGUUCCACCGGGCCGUGAUUACCAUUGCAAGCGCCAACCCACUCUCAUCGAUCAUGUUUGAUGACAGCACACGUAACAUUGCAGCAGCCAAGAAUUUUGGCAUGCAAACUGUUCUGGUUGGAGCAUCCCAUCGCUCUCCUGGUGCAGACCACGUUAUCUCAGACAUCCAUGAAAUGAAAAGGCGCAUCCCGGCCUUGUGGAAACUGUCUGAAAAGAGCGUGGCAGAGACAGUGGGCGAAGAUGUUUUAGAGUCCCCAUGCAUGCAUCAUCAAAAUCGAAGUCUGGGCCUUGUGUUGGCAUGAACAUGAUGUCAACUUAUACAUAUGUUGUAUGUAGAAGUUAUAGGCUAGCCUAGGUGUGUGCUUCUAGAGAGUACAACCCCAACAGGUAUAUGUUCUAGGUUUCUCACACUAGUCAAUUAUUC
Molecule: messenger RNA, 1875 nt
Organism: Closterium sp. NIES-67
Lineage: Eukaryota; Viridiplantae; Streptophyta; Zygnematophyceae; Desmidiales; Closteriaceae
Source: the annotation of a GenBank genome assembly